AUGUCCGUCAUUGGCGUCCGUCAUCUUCCCAAUCCGGUGUCGACUUUGUACCACCUUUCUUGCGCAGCAAACCGGACACUUUUAGGGCGAGACAAUCAAGACCAGGAAGAUAAGAUGAGUCUUCACUCUGGCGCCACGGCCUUUUCGUCACAAAAGUCCUCCGGCAAUAAUCAACAAGAAUCCAACGUGAAAGUUGAAGAGAGCGAGCGAUUUUUAUCCCACCUGUCAGAGCAAAAUGACAUGUGCCAACCUCCCAAAACAUUUGAUCCCGACAUCAAGACGGAAGGCGGCCAGAUUUCCCAGCCAAGAAGGUCCGAAGAGUGUCAUCACAGCGAAAAUAAAAUUGCUGUGGAGGAACCGGUACAUAGAGAACAUGAAACCAGCGGCUUUAAAAUGGAGAACGAUGAUGACCUUGCAGAUGAUCUCAGCAACGGUGAUGAGGUCACCGAUGAUACGGCAAUGUCUGCCGGUGAUGGGGCGAUUGAUAAAAAGAAAUCCAAGCGUUUUCGCCUCACUCACAACCAAACUCGUUUCCUGAUGAGCGAAUUCACUCGACAGGCCCAUCCGGAUGCCGCCAAACGCGAAAAACUCUCGCGAGAAAUCCCAGGCCUCAGUCCGCGUCAAGUACAAGUUUGGUUCCAGAAUAGAAGAGCAAAACUGAAGCGACUCACCAGUCAAGACCGGGACAGAAUACUCAAGUCCAGAGCACUCCCUGAGCAUUUCGACAGAUCUCAAAUGCUAAACCAUGCCUACCCUUCCGGACAGUCUUCAGCCUCUGGUCCUCCUCACCGAUCGUCAAUUGCAAGCAGCUAUUCGAAACCUUUGGCGGUGAACACUUUUCAAAGAACCUCCACUGACAACUACUCCAUUUCUCCUGCUACUGCGGCAGCAUCAGCUUAUGGAAAUUACGCCAGUUCCCCUGUUUCAACAGUCUUAUCUGAGUCGAUUUCCCCCACAUCAAAUACUAGCAAUGGAAUGACAAUUGCCAGCUCAACCGUUAGCUUGCCAGGGAUUCCGGGUAUGCAUCAAGCACACCCUCAAGGCUAUGCUCGAGCCCACAGCUUUUCUACCUCAUAUACCGGCUCCUGGCAACAAUUACAUACGCCGAGAAUACAUAUGUCAUCAUUAGACUCUGGAAUACACUCAGAUUCCAUGGUUCAUCGCCCUGGGAAUACCUACCAAGAACAUGGUGGAUCAUUAUCAGAUGCAUCAUCUUAUGAUAGACAUUCAUCUUUAGCAAGUUCUGCCGGACAAGGUACUCAAAAUGAUGGAAGCUUUCAGUCUAGGUUGGCGUAUCAAGGACAUUCACGACAACCCCAAAACGAAGUAUAUCCCCCAUCCAGCCAAGCUGUAUCUGAAUCGCACGCCGGCUUUUCUCCGGCAAACUUUCGACAAGUACCUCCACUACAGACAGCCCAUCUUCCUCCUCCACAAGAAUACCAAAUUUCGCCAUUUACGCCGUCUUAUAAUUAUGAUUCCUUCUACCAAUACGCACAAGAAAAUACUUCUGCAGUUAGUUUGCCGGCCUCAUUUAUUCGAUCAGAAACAAGUUACGAUUCGCCUACGGGCUAUCCUUAUGACGGCGAUAUGGGUAAAUUUGGGGCCUCGUACCCAGGAGAUGCACGAUGA
Talaromyces proteolyticus is the source of this 1629-nucleotide messenger RNA. RefSeq lists its product as uncharacterized. Gene Ontology annotation, biological process: regulation of transcription by RNA polymerase II. NCBI's taxonomy places the organism in Eukaryota, Fungi, Ascomycota, Eurotiomycetes, Eurotiales, Trichocomaceae. Gene Ontology annotation, molecular function: DNA-binding transcription factor activity, RNA polymerase II-specific; RNA polymerase II transcription regulatory region sequence-specific DNA binding. The transcript has 4 exons. The record is from RefSeq and is a predicted model, not a curated record. Bases 1 to 1629 code for a protein of 542 amino acids.